This is a messenger RNA of Pangasianodon hypophthalmus (striped catfish), 1486 nucleotides long. RefSeq names its product HAUS augmin like complex subunit 2 (gene haus2). Gene Ontology annotation, biological process: centrosome cycle; spindle assembly; microtubule nucleation. The record is from RefSeq and is a predicted model, not a curated record. Lineage: Eukaryota; Metazoa; Chordata; Actinopteri; Siluriformes; Pangasiidae. Gene Ontology annotation, cellular component: HAUS complex; mitotic spindle microtubule; centrosome. The transcript is spliced from 7 exons. The coding region runs from base 371 to 970 and encodes 199 amino acids.
AUAUUAUAAUGGCUCAGGGAAAAAAAAACCAAAAAAAAAAAAAAAAACUGAGGUCUGUUUACAACGUAAUUUACGGGAGCUACAGUAGCAGGAAAAUGUCUCCAGAACUAUGUAGUGCGCAGAUUCGUAUCACACAGCUCACACACAACACCUCUGCGACAUUCAGCAUUAAUAUAGCCCAUUAAAAUCACUUUAGUGUGUUAAUUUACUCAAGGUUUUGGGAGCUACAGAAAUGACGGAUGUCUUCAUAGCUCUGAGUGAGAUGUGUGCUGCGCAGAUUGGACAUUUUGAACACACCUAAAGAGGCGUUGGAUGAUCAGACUGUCCGCUUCCAGGCUUGGAUACAAAAAGCAGGUCAUAUUCUUUCUUCAUGGAUACUUGGGAACUAAAUCCUCACUCAGUGACUCCAGCAGCGAAGGUCCUGGCGAGAUGUGUAGCCUCAGGCAUAAUGUCUCAGAAAGAGCUUGAUGAUGUACCACGAGGCCCAGAGAUAUUUUCCUCUCGUCUGCUUGAAAUUGAGCAACUGAAUAAAAUCAAACAAGAGAUCGACCAGGUGAGCUUGGACUUGGAGCUGCUAAGACUUGAGAAAAACAGUGCAGAUGUUACUCACAGUUAUUAUCUAAGUCAGAGAUUUGCAUCCUUGCAGCAGUUCACGUCUCAUCUUCAGGAAGUGCUGAGAGAACAGACAAGUUUGCGUCAAAGGCUUAUGAAACCUCUUUGCCAGCAGAAUCUGCCUGUACAGGCUGAUCUUCAUCGGUAUGUGGUCACACUCAUGGCGAUGGUGGUUGAGUUCAUUGAGACUUUGGAAAUGAAAAUGAAGAUAGUUCACUCAAUUCCAACAAGUGAUGAAUCUGUGCGUAAUCUGAAUAAUGGCAUGACUCAGCUCCUGGCUCAAGUCACAGAGGUGGAGAGUCUGACGAAGCAAGUUCUUCAGUGGAGUGGCAAGCCAAAGGACAAUAUGUCCAGCUGAGAAAAUGGUAAACUGCAGGCCCCAUCCAACAGACAUAACAAAUGUGUUGUCACUGUAUUAUCACAUUAAAAGUGUAAUUCAUUAAUCAUUGCUUUAUUAACAAGCUGUCAUCUGUCUUUAUUUACUCUUCAGUUGGAGUGGUACGACCACUGUUGGCUUGUGGUUCCUCUUGAGUGUCAAGGGAACUUCCAGUAUAAAUAGUUACUGAAAUCUAAAGAUAGGUGUUGCAGAAGAACAGAAAAAACAGUAAUGUACACAGUCCUUGUAAAUAUUUUGUGUGUUAUGUAUGAGUGGUUUACUUUUGUUCCUUAACGCAUAAAUAAAUAAUACUUUUUAUUACAAAGAUGGGCUUGUUUUGGGCUAAACUAUGAAUAAGCAUAAUUAUUACCACAAUUAAUUACAUACAUAUCGAAGACAUUGUAAACUGAUAUAAUACCUGACUGUCUGGACCAUCUGCUGAUCAAUUCUUCACUGACGAGUGUGUAUCUGCAAUAUAAAUAAAAUUACAUGCCUAAA